Messenger RNA from Astrephomene gubernaculifera, 2483 nucleotides. The record is from the annotation of a GenBank genome assembly. Lineage: Eukaryota; Viridiplantae; Chlorophyta; Chlorophyceae; Chlamydomonadales; Astrephomenaceae.
UGUUGCGGUUGUUAACGGCUACAGGUCGCAACGGGUGUGUAUGGAAGCAGGUGUACGACAAGGGUGUCCUUUGGCGCCUUUGCUGUACUUGUUUGCUGCGCAAGCCCUUUUGUGUUGGUUACAGCACUGCCAGGUUGGUGUGGCGCUUGAUCCGUUGGAUUCCUCCCUUACCACAGCUGUUCAGUUUGCUGAUGACACUGAAGUGGUGUUGCGAGGGCCUGAUGCGGUGGGGGAUUUCCUCCAGCACAUGGAGACGUUUGCGAAGGCGUCGGGUCAACGCUUGAAUUUGGACAAGGUGGAGCUCUUGCCAAUAGGGGUUCAGACGGGUACUGAGGGGCAGCAGGUUAUUCAUGGAGUGUCGGUAGCUCGUACGGCAGUGGCGCUUAAUGUGCCUUUUACUAACUCGGACACGGUUCCGGGUCUUGACUGGAGCAAACGGUUUCAGGAAGCGGAGAACCGCUUACAGAAGUUGGCUCGCCUUCCACUUUCCAUUUUUGGUAGGGCUACCGGCGCAGCUGCUUAUGCUUUGCAUACGGUAACUUGGCACAUGGAGCAUUCCGGUUUGACUCCGGGUGAUCAGUUGGACAACCUGGGGAGGUUGGUGGCUAAGUUUAUUGAUCGGCACCAGGGUCCGCAGGAUAGGGAGCGUCGUGCCACGGGUGUUCCGGGUAGGCUGUUAGCAGGUCACCCCAGGGCAGGGGGUUUUGGUGCCUUGCCUUUGAUUGAGCAUAUUCGGGCCCGUUUUGCUUGUUGGGGUGCCCGUUUAGUUUGUUCCGCCGUGAUGCCAAGGGAUUCCUUACAUCCCUGGCAGCGUGCUUUGCUUCUGUACCUUCGGCGGUUGCAUCCGGCGUUUGGUCCCCUAUCAUUGUUGACAGCGUCCAGGAGGGGGCCUUGGUUGGGUGUGGAUGGUUUGCCUGAGGAUAUUCGUCGGGUUGUGACUUCUAUGGCAAUUUUACCGCCAGUUACUGACAUUGGGUCGGAGCCUUUGGUACCGGGUAGCUGGUGUUGGGGUGUUCCGUUGUGGGGUAACCCUUUCUUGCCGGUUGGGCUGCCGGGCCAACCUGGUGUGUUGGGUUUGGAGCACCACUAUCCGGUGCUCGUUCAUUGCCAUGCCCUGCGUUCAUUGGGUAUGUGUGUGGCUGCCCUGGCUCAACUUCGUUGUUUUGAGGACACGUGGGAUUCAGCGUUGUUGAACGGUGUGUCGGGGGUUGCUGAGGGCAGGGUGAUGGAGAGGUGCUGGUCCGCUCUUGUACGUCGGUUUUUGGACCCGGCGUCCCCGGAUGCCUGUGCUCUUUGUUCGUUGCCUAGGUGUCGUGAUCUUUUGACGUCUCUUGAGUCGUUGUUGGGUGCGGUGCCUGUGGCUUGGGUGGAGGCUGCUGAGACUUUUCUUGUUGAUGCCUUGCCGCCCCAACCUCCGCCGGCUUCUGAGGUUGAUGCUUGGCAGGUUUUGGUUCCACGUUUGGGGUGGCAGUUGCCUCAUGUUGGCGCCGUUCCUUUGAGGAAUCUGUCGGUUCGGAUGGCUACCGUUCUUCAGCUUGGGGGUGUGUUUGAGGAACGUGCUGUGUUGCAUGCGGCUUUUAUUCGGGAGGCCCUGGGGUUACCUGCUACCCAGCAGCUUCCUGAGGGUGUCUUGGAUGGCCUUCGUGAUUCUUUCCAGCGUCUUUGGUCGAUUCGUUGGGAGAAUGGUUUCAAGGAAGCGUUUUGGCGUCUUUCUAUUGAUGGGGUUCCCUUGCUGGGGAAUUCUCAUAUGUCUAGGGCUCGUCCGGAAUGUUGUGGUUGUGGGUCCGUUGUCUUGGGGGUGUCUCCGCUGUUGCAUUUUUUCUGGGCUUGUCCUGUUGCUCGUGCUGUGGUUGAGCAGCUUGAGGUCUCGCUGGGUGUUGCGGUUCCUCGGGCUGCCUUGUGGUUGGCGUUGCCUCCUUCGGGCGUGCAGCAGUGCGUUUGGGAUGUUGUUGUUUUGGCUGCUUUGUCCGCUAUGGAGGAGGGUCGGCGGUUGUUACGGGCUCGUGUACGUGAGUCCGGUUCUGCGGGUGUUGUGCCUGGGCUUGCUGAUGUGGUGGCCCUGUCUGCUGUUUCCUGGUUCUGGGGUCAGCUUCGGGGUUUUGCUUGUUUGGGUGUUCCCCGUCGGGGAUGGGCUGGGGUUGGCCCUUCUCAUCCUUUCUUACGUAUUGUUGGCGGGCGGUUUUCUGUGGGCCGUUGAGCGUCCUGUUUUUGGCCCUGAUGUCUUUGGGGUGGUGUGUUCGUGGCUUCCGGUUUGGGUUGUCUUAUGCCCUAGAUGAGGUUUGUCGAGGUUUGCUGAGGGGCCUUUUUUGGCUUCUACCCUCUUGUUUCCCUCCUGAGGUUUCUUUUAGGGCUAUGUCUCCCAUCUUGUUGGCCCGUUGUGGUGCUGUCUCUACGGUUUGUUCCGUUUCUUUUGCAAUGUAGGGUUGGGUUCAUCACCCGUGUUCCCUUUUAGGGCACCAUUGUAACGGUCAUUCAUUCACAAA